CAUAAUAUAGUUGAAAAGAACGAUAUUUUAAGUAUAGAGAAUAUGAGAAAAAGAGUUUGGAAUAACGAACUUAAGAAAGCGGAACAUAGCUUCACACACACAACUUUAUUGUCACAAUGAAGGGCAAUACAAUUAAAGAUAGUUUAACAGUGUUUGAUAAUCUGAAAUUUAAUUUACGAAUACGCCCGUAUAUAGAGUCCAUGGUACAGUGUUAUAAUUGUUUUCGUUAUGGUCAUAUCAAGGCCAGGUGUAGAAAUACUACCAGAUGUAUUAUAUGUAGCGAAGCAGCUCACGGAGAUAAUAGGAUGUGCGAUAGGACGGUAAAAUGCGGAAAUUGUGCAGAGAGACAUAAAUCCACUAAUAGAAGGUGCCCAAUCUAUGAAAUCAAUAAAGAGAUUAAGGCCGCAAUGGGUUACAAUAAUCUCUCUUAUAGUGAGGCAAAAAGAAUGAUUUAUGGAAAGAACAGUAAAAGUGAGUACGAUAGAUUUAAGAACAGAGCAUGGCUAACAUUAGUGGUAAACAAAAAUAUAGACAGUGAACAGGACAACGUUAGGGCAAAUAAAGAACUGUAUAGUGACAAAACAAAAACACAGGUAGAAAAUUUGAAUAGGAAUUGGAGAGUUAACCGUCCAAUAUUAGUAAACAAACCAAAUUUAGCGGAAAUAAGAGAACGGAGCGAGUUGAGAAAAAGAAAGAUGACAUACCAAAAUUACUAUAAGGAUUUUAAUAAUAGGGAAAUGGAAAUCACAAAGGAGAAAAAAAGCAUAGCUAUAAAUAAUAAUAAUAUUUUCGGUAGUAGUACAUCUAUUUUUUCACAAGAGGUAGAACCCAGGGAGGAGGAAAAUAACAUGCUAGAUAACUUCCGUACAAUUUUUUGUUCUUCAGAAAUAAUAUUUUAGAAUGGAUAUACCAAUACACAAGAAAAGAAAAUAUUCAGGAUCAACAAGAUAUGAGGGAUAGAGCAGAUAAUUUAGUAAAGAAACGCUCUUUCCUGGAUAGACAGUUGGAGGAAACAAGAAGGAAUAGAGAAUAUCUAGUUAAUAAUAGAAAGAGUUUUUGGCAAAAUAGGGAUCGAUUGUAAUAUAAGAAUUAAAUGCAAGUGAUGCAUCUGGUAGUGUCUACAGAAAUCAGAUAGUUAAUUGAGAGGUUUACUAAUUAAUUAACUAAUUAAUUCAAAAAAGUGACUGUAUACAGUAUUCGUCUAGUUAAUUUCAAUUCUUUUUGUGGAGUUUCUGUUAUGUUUCUUUGUGUUUUAUAUUUUUGUUUUUUUUCAGGUUUUCUUUUGUUUUUUAUUUUUGUCUUUUUCAGGUU
Messenger RNA from Solenopsis invicta (red fire ant), 1311 nucleotides. RefSeq lists its product as uncharacterized. Gene Ontology annotation, molecular function: nucleic acid binding; zinc ion binding. The transcript is spliced from 2 exons. Bases 117 to 899 code for a protein of 260 amino acids. NCBI's taxonomy places the organism in Eukaryota, Metazoa, Arthropoda, Insecta, Hymenoptera, Formicidae. The record is from RefSeq and is a predicted model, not a curated record.